Messenger RNA from Rubroshorea leprosula, 877 nucleotides. NCBI's taxonomy places the organism in Eukaryota, Viridiplantae, Streptophyta, Magnoliopsida, Malvales, Dipterocarpaceae. The record is from the annotation of a GenBank genome assembly.
GUUGAAAAUCUCUACUUAGGGCAUUUUCUUUCUUUGUUUCUUUUGUAAUCCAGUUUUAUGCACUUACCACACGUUUCCUCAUCUUAAACCCUGCAAUGCAAUCUUUCCAAAGCAGCGCAGAAUCCCCUUUUCCCAUUAUGGGUACCCAGAUCAUCAAUUCAUCUUCUUCACCUUCUUCCUUGAGAGGUCUGUACGGGUGGCUCUUUGACUGCCAUGGGGUUUGGAACAACUUGGUUCUUCUCGUCUCCUCACUUCUCUUUGUGCUCUACCUGGUGUUUCAAGGCAAGAAGAGCUUACAGAAGCUCUCCCAUGCCAGGUCUUCCAUCAUGAUCGCCUAUUACGUUUGCCUUUGGGUCAUUAGCUUGCUCAAUCUUGCUUGGUGUUCUCUUCAGGUUUGUGGGGGUCUAAAUUUUGUUUCCUUGGUGUUUCCAAUUUUUGAAUUUCUUGGAUCAAUUUAUAGUUUUGUGCGUGGUGCAAAAAUUUUUGCUUGUUAGUUUGUUAUUGCAGUCUCUGUGGUCUUUGAUUUCUUCUUAAUUGUCAAAUAGACUUUCUUAGUUGUUUCUAGUAGGUAUAGAGAUAUCUUAGAAAUAAAUCAUUGAUUUUUGCUAAAUUGGAAUGAAAUCUGGCUGUCUCCUGUUCACUAGCCUGCCUAAGCUUGUUGGGUCUGUUUUAAAGCCAGCUAGCAUUUGAUUCAUUUUGUUAAUAAUAGGUCUAUUACUUAGUCAAUCUUUUCGAUUAGCGAGGUACUUUUUUGUUUAUGAGAUGGAUUUAAGAUAAGAAGCUCCUGAAUUCUGGAUUCAGAAUAUGUAAUUGUUAAGUAUGAUAGAAGCAUGCUUAAUGUUUGAUUAGAAUAUGGAAAUAAGGUUUGUUCUAUGCU